UCUCUUCUGGCUUUUAUUUUUGAAGAAAUUGUGGAGGAAUGUAUUGCAUGUGGUGGACUUUAUUUCUUUGAAUUCACAAGCUGCAGUGCCUUUCUUUUGAGCCUCUUGAUCUUGUGUCUGUAUUGUACUGAUGUGUAUGAAACACUGGGUGAAGAUAAAGUACAGAAAGUGAAUUUUUGGGCAGUGCUAGGCGUAGGUGUGGUUUUUGUAUUAGCAUCAGUAGUGUUUGCUGCGACCAGCUUUGGACUUGCUUUUGAAAAAGCUGCAUGCGUGUUUGGAUUUUUUGCAAGUGGUGCAUUUUUGGCUGAAAUUAUUACAGAGUAUUUUCACAGUCGGAAACGAAACAUUAACGGAUGCUCUGAAAAUCCUGCCAACACUCAGGGUGCCACAGAAAAUCAGCCACUGAAUAAACAAAGCUAA
Molecule: messenger RNA, 420 nt
Organism: Mesitornis unicolor (brown roatelo)
Lineage: Eukaryota; Metazoa; Chordata; Aves; Mesitornithiformes; Mesitornithidae
Gene: CMTM6
Product: CKLF-like MARVEL transmembrane domain containing 6
Exons: 3
Cellular component (GO): membrane
Source: RefSeq, a predicted model, not a curated record